This is a messenger RNA of Zonotrichia albicollis (white-throated sparrow), 834 nucleotides long. The record is from RefSeq and is a predicted model, not a curated record. Lineage: Eukaryota; Metazoa; Chordata; Aves; Passeriformes; Passerellidae.
AUGGUGCUCGAGCCAGAGGGGCUGUGCCACCACGGGAUCUCUGUGCCAGGGGGUCUCUAUGCCAGGGGGUCUCUGUGCUGGGGAGGGUUGUCUCUGUCAGGGUGUCUCUGUGCCACCAGCACUGGCCACCCCACAGUAACCCGUGCCCUUGUGGCCUCUGCUCUGCCCACAGCACGCGCUGAAGAUGUCGGAACCAGCCUCUACUUUGUGAACGACUCCCUGCAGCAGGUGACCUUCUCCAGCACAGUGGGGGUGGUGAUCCCCUGCCCGGCAGCAGGGUCACCCAGCGCUGUCCUCCGCUGGUACCUGGCCACAGGUGACGACAUCUACGAUGUGCCCCACAUCCGGCACGUCCAUGCCAAUGGGACUUUGCAGCUCUACCCCUUCUCGCCAUCAGCCUUCAACAGCUUCAUCCACGACAACGACUACUUCUGCACCGCGGAGAACUCGGCUGGCAAAAUCAGGAGCCCCAACAUCCGUGUUAAAGCAGUUUUCAGGGAGCCGUACACCGUUCGGGUGGAGGACCAAAGGUCGAUGCGUGGAAACGUGGCUGUUUUCAAGUGCCUCAUCCCCUCCUCAGUGCAGGAAUACGUUAGCGUUGUGUCCUGGGAGAAAGACACCGUUUCUAUCGUCCCAGGUAAGAGAGGAGCGCCUGUUCUCUGGAAAUCCGACCUGCUCUGCCAUGGGGACGUUUGCUGUCGUGGAGGCUCUGGUUUUUGGAGGGUCUGGUUUCUGGCUUGUUGUCUGUGCCUGUGCUGCCCAGCAAAGGCUUUCGGGGGUGAUUUGGCAGCUCCAGGCUGGGAAGUGCUGCUGGUGUGAGCACAGUAAGGUGCC